Messenger RNA from Rhinichthys klamathensis goyatoka, 1337 nucleotides. RefSeq names its product arginine vasopressin receptor 2b, tandem duplicate, 1 (gene avpr2b.1). The transcript has 2 exons. Gene Ontology annotation, cellular component: membrane. Bases 77 to 1159 code for a protein of 360 amino acids. Gene Ontology annotation, molecular function: vasopressin receptor activity; peptide binding. The record is from RefSeq and is a predicted model, not a curated record. Lineage: Eukaryota; Metazoa; Chordata; Actinopteri; Cypriniformes; Leuciscidae. Gene Ontology annotation, biological process: positive regulation of vasoconstriction; regulation of systemic arterial blood pressure by vasopressin; G protein-coupled receptor signaling pathway.
AGUCGUGCACAGGGUUAGUUGGACUGCAGGUUCUGAACUUAAAUUAUUUUUAAGACUCUCUACAAAUAUUAGGAUAAUGUCUCUCUUCACAAUAAACUUAAGCAAUUUAACUUUAGAGAUGGAAGUAACCGGAGAUGAACCCCGGAACGAGCGCUUGGCUCAUAUCGAGAUCGCGCUGCUGAGCGUCAUCUUUCUCUCCGCAUCAUCUCUGAACUUCGGUCUGCUGCUGGUUCUGUGGAGGAAGAGACAGCAGGUGUCCAGGAUGCGUGUGUUUGUGACCCAUCUCUGCUUGGCAGACCUGGUGGUCGCUUUCUUCCAGGUGUGCCCUCAGCUGAUGUGGAACAUAACUGACCGUUUCAUCGGUCCUGACCUCGUAUGUCGUGUGGUCAAGUAUCUACAGAUCGUCGGCAUGUUCGCCUCCACUUACAUGAUAGUUGUGAUGACGGUGGACCGUUAUCAGGCGAUCUGCAACCCCAUGGUGACUUUCCAGAGGAGGCGCGCGCGCUGGAACCUGCCCGUGUGCGUCGCGUGGCUUGUGUCGUUUGUCUUUAGCGUCCCGCAACUGUUUAUUUUCUCCAGGGUUCAAAUCGCCCCGGGUGUCUACGACUGCUGGGCCGAGUUUAUUCAGCCGUGGGGACCGAAAGCGUAUGUGACGUGGACGACACUGGUGAUAUUUCUGGUGCCCAUCGUAACUGUGACGGUGUGCCAGGUGCGCAUCUGCCGCGCGCUCCAGAUCAACCUGUACCUGAAGACGCUGCAGCAACAGCAGCAGGGAGGUGAUCGACACCCGAACUCUCUUUCCUCCAGAGCCAGCAACGUGGUGUUUGUGUCCAAGUCUCGGAUUAAGACCGUGAAGAUGACAGUGGUGAUCAUGCUCGCCUACACCGUGUGCUGGGCUCCGUUCUUCACCGUGCAGCUGUGGUCUGUGUGGGACACCGACGCUCCGACUGAGACUGCAAUCUUCACCAUCCUCAUGUUGCUAGCCAGUCUGAACAGUGUUGCCAAUCCAUGUAUCUACCUGCUUUUCACUGUGAAGUUCCCCAAACUGUUGCAAACUCUCCUGUGCAUGAAACACACAGACAUGAAGGUGCCGCUGCCUGAGGAGACUACGAUGGUCAGCUCUCUGUAUUUGAGCUUAAAAAACUCUGACACGCGGUGAAAAAGAAACAACACUAACAAACAUGUUCAUUGGACAAACAUGUUUUUAGACAUUAUUAGUAUUCUUUGAAGUACCAUGUAAAUUGUACAUUAAUGUGGUAAGUGUUCAGUACCAUAUACUGUAAAUAUCAAAGUACCAUGAUUUUACCAUCUGACAUCACUGUACCAUGGUUCUAGCA